Messenger RNA from Rotaria sp. Silwood2, 1743 nucleotides. NCBI's taxonomy places the organism in Eukaryota, Metazoa, Rotifera, Eurotatoria, Philodinida, Philodinidae. The record is from the annotation of a GenBank genome assembly.
AUGGUUCAUUCUAAACAUCAACAAAACAGUUACUCUAUUGAUAAUUUAUUAGAUCGAUCAUUACCAAAUUGUCUUAGUCAUCAAUGUCCUUGUUCUAUUGUACAUGAUGAUUCACAUACAAACAUACGCUUUGUUAAAAGAACAAAUAAUCGUCAUCAUCUACAUCAUGCACAAUCAACUACUACAGAUAUCAUUCCAUUAAAUUCUCCAGCUUGCAGCAAACGUGGUUCUCCUUCAAGUGAUCCUGAUGAUGAUGAUUUUCAAAUAGUUUCACAUCAAAAAAAGAAAAAACAAGUUGUUAUUCAUAAUCGUCAACAACAUCAUCAACAACAUAGCAGUCCUGUUAAAACAAACAGUACGUUGACCAAUCCAGUUCGUUCUAUUGUUUCACGUUCAACUACAAAUAUAAAUGCUAAUAAUAAUAUUGUUCAACAUGAUACACAAGUUCAUCAAAUUAUAACAACAGCUGCAACUCGUUAUGCCACAUCACGAUUUCCAUUUCCACCAUUUAUUACACGUUUCAAUUCGAACAAGGUAUCUUUAAAAAUUUUUAAAGAGGAGAUGGUAAACCAUUUUAAAAUAAAUCAUCAAAUUGAAAUUGAUAUUCUUAAUUGUCGUUCAUCUAAUGUAAACUGUACUAAUAAUGAUAUAGAUAUUCUUCUGUAUUUAAAAGAUUCGGUUUCUUUUGCCUCGUUAUAUGAUAAAAAUAUCUGGCCAUUAACUAUUGCUGGUGAGAAUUAUUUGUUCCCUUCCUGGCCAGCUAUUCCACCACAACUAUCACUCAUUAUGAAGAAUGUCAAUGUUCGUAUUGAUUUCAUUGAAUUUAAUAAUGAAGUUAAAUCACUUGUUCCUGAUGUUAAAAACGUUAUUCGUAUGAAAAACAAGUUCGGUAAUGACAUCCAUAUGAUUAAACUUGAACUUACAUCACCAACAGCUCGUCAAAAGUUACUUGAUACAAAAAAAUUAACAGUAAAUUAUAUUUCGUAUGAUAUCACUGAAUUUCUUGCUCCAGUCAACGUUCUUGUCUGCUCAAAGUGUAGUGGUAUUGGUCAUUUUCGUAAACAAUGUACAGAACAACUUGAAACUUGUAAAACUUGUUCACAAGCAUUUCCUGAUAUUAAAUCUCAUCGUUGUACAGCGGAACCAAAAUGCAAACACUGCAAUGGUGAUCAUCCUUCAAACUCGAUUAAAUGUCCAUUUAUUAAAUCAUAUAGAGCUGAACUAACCAAAAAAUUACUUAAUACAAACAAUCGUACUACUUUAUCAUCAACAACUACUAAUGAUGUUAAUAAUUAUGUUUAUGACCCGUCGAAUUUUCCUCCUCUACCUGCACCUCACGUUUCAUUAAAUGGUCCAGUAUUAUCUAAAUUAGAUGAUUUAAUCAGUAAAAUUGCUCAAGUUAGUCAACAGCUCUCAAAUGUAGCUGCUAAACAAGAAAAAUUUGAACAUUUUAUGGUGGAAAGUGCUAAUCAUAAUGUACGAAUUAUUCAACAAAUUGAUGUCUUAAAUAAACGUGAACAAGAAUUAAACGCUGAUCUUUUACAACACAAUUUAUUCAUUGAAAGACAUGAAAAUUUGUUCAAGAAAUUAUUAAUUCCUAUGUUCGAAGAUCUGUUUGGACUUAUUGCUGCUCAAAAUCAAGAUAAAAAAGGAAACACACUUGAUGCUGACUUAAAAUGCAAACUAGAACGUUAUCUAGUACAAUUGAAGAAAACAAGGGAAGGUAAACAUUGCUUGAACUAA